Lutzomyia longipalpis is the source of this 929-nucleotide messenger RNA. Its product is annotated as transmembrane emp24 domain-containing protein 5-like. Lineage: Eukaryota; Metazoa; Arthropoda; Insecta; Diptera; Psychodidae. The record is from RefSeq and is a predicted model, not a curated record. Gene Ontology annotation, biological process: endoplasmic reticulum to Golgi vesicle-mediated transport; Golgi organization; intracellular protein transport. Gene Ontology annotation, cellular component: COPII-coated ER to Golgi transport vesicle; Golgi apparatus; endoplasmic reticulum-Golgi intermediate compartment. The transcript has 2 exons. Bases 113 to 802 code for a protein of 229 amino acids.
GUGAACGUAGAGUACAUGUCAGCCUCAACAAUUAAAGAAGAGAAAUUUACAUCAUAAUUUGCAAAAGCACAUCUAAUGUCUUGAAAAAAUACAAUUCAAAAGCAUUUGCGAAAUGAAUAAAAUUUUCUUGGUACUUUUCUGCUUGCUCUUUAAAAAAGUAAGAGCAUCAUACAGCAAGGAGAUUACUACAACAGUUGAUGCCGGCAGAAAAGAUUGUUUCUACCAUCACGUAAAACUUGGACAAAUUAUUGAUAUUGAUUACCAAGUAAUUGAUGGAGGUCACGGGGAUCUUGAUGUGAGUUUUGAACUAUUUGACCCGAUGAAAAAAAUGGUCUACGCGGACUACAAGAAACCUGAUAACAUUCACAGACACGAAGCAAAGAUUUCUGGAGACUAUAGUUUCUGUUUCGAUAAUACUUUCAGUACAUUCAACAAAAAAACUAUAUUCUUUGAGUUGAUAGUGGAAAAAGAUGAUGACGAAGAAGAUAAAUGGAAGAAUGUGUUUGAAGGGCUACGUCCGGAGGAAGUUUACGAUAUGAAAGUACAAGAAAUUCAGGAGUCUAUUGUGCGUAUAAAAACACAUCUCACAAGAGCUCGUCAAUUGCAGGAUGUUCUUCGGUCAUACGAGGCACGAGACCGUAAUGUAGCUGAAGAAAAUUACUUAAAAGUUAAUGCCUGGUCAUUUUUUCAAAUAAUCACCAUGUUUGUCGUAGGAACACUACAAGUCAUCAUGGUAAAAAGUCUUUUCGACACAAAGUCAAACGUUCACAGGAUCUGGAAAAAAACUCUUUUAGUGCAUUGACUCAAUUAUUACGAUUAGCGUGAAUAUAGUUGCACGUCACCCAAAGAACAUCGUGUUCUUAAAAGCCAUAAGAAAGCGAAACACAACAAUCAUAUAAAUUAAUAAAAUAAUUCUUUAAUCUGUUUAA